This is a messenger RNA of Aureococcus anophagefferens, 486 nucleotides long. RefSeq lists its product as hypothetical. The annotation marks the transcript as partial. The transcript has a single exon. The record is from RefSeq and is a predicted model, not a curated record. NCBI's taxonomy places the organism in Eukaryota, Pelagophyceae, Pelagomonadales, Pelagomonadaceae.
GAACCGCUGCGCAGGAACCGCCGUCCAACAUGUCGACGGAGAUCAAGACCGUCGCCGAUUACGAGACCGCCAUCAAAUCCGGCAAGAACGCGAGCACUCCGGCGCCUCGAGCGCGCGCGCGCGCGCGUCUCGCGCUCCCCGCACCGCGCCGCGAGCGCGCGCGUCCCGCGCGCCGCCUCGAAGCCGCGCGCGCGCGUCCCGCGCGCCGCCUCGACGCCGCGCGCGACGCCGCAGGUCGUGAUCCUCUUCACGGCGUCGUGGUGACCGCCGUGCAAGACGUUCGGCCCCAAGUACGACGCGCGCGCCGCCACCGCGGCCGCGCUCCUCUGCAAGGUCGACGUCGAGAACCCGGAGACGCAGUCGCUCUGCCAGAAGCACGGCGUCUCCUGCAUGCCCACGGUCGUCGUCAUCAAGGACGGCAAGGAGGCGGGCAAGAUGGAGGGCGUCGACCAGGCCAAGUUCGAGGUCUGGGCGUCCGGCGGCUAG